AAAGUUAACUUGAAGGACUACAUUUAUCAUGAUAUGACCUUCAACUCAUGUUCAAUUUAUGGACCCCAAAAUUAAGCUACAAUCUGAUGCAUUUAUCAAAAUGUGUUUCUAAAGUGAAGACUCCCAACUCUAACUGAUAGCGUGAUAAUUUAAGAGUGUUUUUUUAGCCGUGUCAUUUGAAGUUAAAAAUUCUUACUAUCCGUUUCCAACUCUAAAUUCAUACUAUCCGUUUCCCAUUCAUACUAUCCUUACAGGAGAAUCCACCGUCCAAGAGGUGCUUAAACCAUGAGCAGCCAAUUAUUACAUCAUUGACUCUGAUCAUCUGUCACCCUAUGAAUGAUAAAAUCCCAUAUUAGAAAGUCACCUAUGCGAGAGGAUCCAGCUUCAAUUGCUUCACUCCCUUCUAUCUUUUCUUUGGACAUAUGUCAUCCAAAUUGUAUACAACUGGAUCCAGCUUCAAUGUCUUCACUCCCUUCUGUCUUGUCUUUUUAUUGGACACGUGUCAUCGAAAUAGUAUACAGACUGUUACUAUAUGACUAUACAUAGAGAGUAGUUAUUCUUUACUUUAAGUGCAGCUGAACUGGACUCCAGUAGUGCUUUUGGCCCAAUUUUUUGAAUGCAAAAAUGUACAUAUCAUCACAGGCCAUAUGUUUUUUUUUUUUUUUUGGUAGAAACAGGCCAUAUGUGAAGCCUACCCUUACUGAUAGGUGAUCUGGGUUCCCAACCAUUUCUUCUUCUACUCUUUAGAUUCCCCUACCCAUUAUAAAUAUCUCAACUGUUCUCCUUCUUGAGUCCAUGCUUCCUUUCCAUUGCUACACCUCCUCCUCCUCACAUCCCCUCUCUCUCUAGAUCCCUCUCUCAUAUGGAAGCAAAGCUUGUAUCACAGCAUAUAAUUGUUUCCUCUAUUAUAAGAGGUGGCCAAAAAGUGAGACGGAAGAAAGAGUCUUCUCCAGUAAUUGUUGGAGUAUUGUUGGCAAGGCCUGCAGAUACCAUCUCCAAAUCUACUGACCCAGGAAUUGCUUAUAAGGACACCUGGUUUGAUCUUAUCGCCAUUAACUAUCUCUCUCAGACUCUCCAAUCUACAACAGGGAUCAGAAAUAACAAGAGUGGCUAUGAUAGCUUAGUGGAGGCGGCUACCGCGGCGGCGCAAAGCUUCAAUCCCAAAGAACAACAGGAAGUGGUGGUUGGAGCUUUGGAGAGAGCCUUCCCACAGCCCAUCCUCUCCAUGAUCAGGACAUUGACUCCACAGUCCAAAUUUACAAGGGAAUGCUUUGCUAUCUUCACCACCUUCUUUUUCGCUUGGCUCAUUGGACACAGUCAGGUAAAGAAAUCAGAGGAUGGAAAAGCAGAGAGGAACGUGGUCCACAUCAAGAAAUGCAGGUUUCUGGAGGAGACUAAGUGUGCAGGGAUGUGCAUCAACCUCUGCAAGAUGCCAUCUCAAAGGUUCAUUAAGGACUCCUUAGGGAUGCCAAUCAAUAUGGUACCCAAUUUUGAAGAUAUGAGUUGCGAGAUGAUAUUCGGAGAGGAUCCUCCGGCACCAGCUGAUGAUCCAGCAUUGAAGCAACCAUGUUACAAGAUGCUAUGCAAGGCAAAGCAAAAGCAUAGUAUGGAUUGCUCCAACUAGUGAAAGGAGGAUGUGGAUGGACAACAAUUUGAAAUGUUAUUAUUUUCUGCUAAUAUACUGUAUUACAUAUUGACUUUGGAAUCUUGAGACCUCACUCAUUGGAUUGAAAGUUUUAGCUUUGAUCUCAAUCAAAUCCCAAUUCAUAA
Messenger RNA from Macadamia integrifolia, 1770 nucleotides. RefSeq names its product beta-carotene isomerase D27, chloroplastic. The record is from RefSeq and is a predicted model, not a curated record. Gene Ontology annotation, molecular function: iron ion binding. NCBI's taxonomy places the organism in Eukaryota, Viridiplantae, Streptophyta, Magnoliopsida, Proteales, Proteaceae. Bases 863 to 1624 code for a protein of 253 amino acids. The transcript has 7 exons.